Messenger RNA from Helianthus annuus (common sunflower), 1351 nucleotides. RefSeq lists its product as uncharacterized. The coding region runs from base 100 to 1146 and encodes 348 amino acids. Gene Ontology annotation, molecular function: protein binding. NCBI's taxonomy places the organism in Eukaryota, Viridiplantae, Streptophyta, Magnoliopsida, Asterales, Asteraceae. The transcript is spliced from 3 exons. The record is from RefSeq and is a predicted model, not a curated record.
UUUAUAACUGACAACUUUACAAGAAGCAUUGUUCCGUUAUAUAUCCGGUGCAACAAACACAAACAGAAUAUCAGUUAUUCAAAUUUAGAAACCAAAUCCAUGCCAGAAGAAUACAGACUUCAUCAUCAAAAAUCACGCACCCAUGACGAUUCAGUUUCCGGUAGUUCCAGACCGGAAUCGGCACCGGAGCGCGUGAAGUUUCUGUGCAGUCACGGCGGCAAGAUCCUCCCCCGCCCUGCCGACGGCCGCCUCAAGUACACCGGCGGUGAUACUCGCGUAAUCUCCGUUCACCGUCACAUUACGUUUCACGAUCUUAUGAAGAAAGUUACAAGCAUGUUCAAAGGUGAAAUGAUCCUCAAGUACCAGUUGAUGCCAGAGGAUUUUGAGACAUUAGUUACAGUGAAAUCCGACGAAGAUGUCCGCCACAUGAUUGACGAAUUCGCUCGGCAUGGACAUGUAGGAGGGCCGAGAUUACGUGCCUUCCUUUUCCCGGCGAACCCGAUUGUUACGGUUAACCAUUCGGGAUCAAUUGACCGCCAUUCGCUUGAACAAAGAUACAUCAAUUCCAUCAAUGGCAUUGUUGUUCAGCCACCACCCGUCAGACCACGCCCAGUUAAUACUAGCUACACGACGUUCAGUAAUUCCUCUGCGUGUUCCUCCCCAAGAUCACCACCGCCUGAAACCAUGACCACCACCGCCACCAACCCUGAAUCCACUACUUGUCAUGGUAGAUCUAGUUCGCUAACCAGAACCCGUAGUUCCCCUAGUUUAAACAAUCAAGUUGCAACCGUGAGUCCAAACUUGAGCCAAAACCGCCGCCACCACCACCGCCAACAGCCACCACAUCACUUCCAUCAUCAACCCUACCAUCCUCCCAAGCCACCGCUAGACCGCCACCCUCACAAGACUGGUGGUCCCGAGCAUCUUGGCAGGAUGAAGUCAACAGGUGUAGCGGAAUACUACAGGCAGCAACCGGAUCAUACAAAAUCUCACAGCCAUGGAACAAAUAGAGGGGGACAAAUGUACGAUCAAAGGGGUUCACCUUAUGAUGCUUAUUAUGAUGGGGAUUGUAGAUAUGACCGGACCGACAGUCCUCCAAGCCCUGAUGCUUCGUCUUCGAGCCAUAGCAUGCGAUCCGAACGAUGAUGAAUCAAGAAUGUAGAUAUGGUUUGAUGUGUAAGUUCAAAUCUGACUGUAGUUGUUAGUGUAAUAACCUGCAAAUGUAAAUAGAUGACUAUGAUGUAUGUUGUAAAGCUUGAUCUGAAGAUUAUAUGACAAGAUAAUGUGCCAUGUAACUAGUCGUUCUUACGUUGAUAUUCUAUUAGUCGGAGUGGUAAUUUCAAACAAGAAA